GUCUGCCCCUGGCGUUUAACUGGCGCUUCUUGUGUAGUUGAGACGAUAGGUGUCGCACACAUUGUGUUGGCAAAAUGGCAAACGAGGAAGAGAAGUAUUUCAAAGAACUCGACUUCAAAAUAGAAAAUCUUCGGAAACGUGGCCUCGAACUCGGACUCUCAGAAAAGGAGAUUGACAUUUGCAUGAUACAAGCGACCAAGCAGAGAAUAAAUCAUAAAGAAGAUCGUACUUUAUUUUCUCUGUUGAUGAGAUUCUUGAAGUAUUCAUUUUUCAUUUGUGCGAUACUGUUUUUAUUGGUGAUAACAUUUUCUUUUGUUGUGACUCACAAUAAAGGUGUGCAGCUUUUUAUGGGAAGAGUUCUUGCGCCCUAUGGGUAUACAAUAUUUAGAGCGAUACGACUGGCGUUUCUUCCGGUCACAAAGAAUACAAACAUAACAAGAUUUUAUGAAGAAGAAUGUCUCAUCUACAAUCCUUACUUCCGUGUGCCAGAGACUAGUUGUGAGCUCUGCAGUUAUGUCAAAGAGAUAGAAGAAAGAUCUCAAUACGCAGACUUGGAUGUGAACAAUCCAGCACAGCCAUUUAUUAACAGACAAGCUCUUGGACAACCUGUUACAUUUGAAGACCUGAGAACAGCAUACAAAGAGAAUGCAGAAAAACUUCAGGCUUCUGUGAUGAAUUUCAGAAGUAAUGAAAUGUCUCUCAGGUCUUUUAAAGAUUUGUUUGCUGUCAACAGUCCUGUUGAAUUGCAAAAGCAGAUUGGUGACAUGUUUCACACAGAAUAUGUCUCUAGAAAGGUUGCUGGUGCUCAGGUGCUGAGGAGACUGUUUCAUAGACCACAUUUUGUCCCUGCUGAAACAGAAGUCGCCUUAGAGAAGUUUGUGUUUGUCGAUGGACCAAAAGCCAAACCAUAUAAAUUUAGUUUGGCCCAGUUCUCCAAUGUGUGGUAUGCCCAAGGGCAAGGUUCAAGAAGACUGAUAUUACUUCCAUCUGUAAACUGCUUGGGUGAAUGCAAGAAAUUUGAGAUCACACUAAAGGAAAGAGAUAUAUUGUUUUACAGUGAUGAAUUUUGGAGGGCAUCGUCUUACCCAGUUCCUCAAAGCCAGGAAAUAAGUAUUGCAUUUAAGGGUUCUUUCUUCUAAGAUAUGCUAUACAGUAUUACAGUAGUUUUAUAGAAUGGUGCUAGUGAUACAGCUUAUUUUUACUUGACCACUUGAUUACAUGUUGACUGUAUGUCUUCAUAUGGAAUAAUUCAUGAUUAUACAAUGUUGUUUAUUAGUUCUCUCAUGGGGUCAAUUGAAUAUACAGUAGGAUGGUAACAAAUCCAUGCCUAGGGAAAGUAAUCAACUUUUAAUCAACAAAUGUUCUUUACUUCAUUGAUAAUUCAAAAUUUGCCCUCCUUCAAAUAAGUUCCUGUGGUUAUGUAAUUGCAUUGUCAUUUAGUGUGGCAGAACAUUCAGGUAUAUUUUGUU
Messenger RNA from Lingula anatina, 1469 nucleotides. RefSeq lists its product as uncharacterized. The record is from RefSeq and is a predicted model, not a curated record. NCBI's taxonomy places the organism in Eukaryota, Metazoa, Brachiopoda, Lingulata, Lingulida, Lingulidae.